AAGGCCGCGUCACGUGACGUGAAGGCGGAAGUGUCACAUAAACAGAAAACUAGCAUAAAAGCAGGAACGCUUCUACUUGAGUUUGUCUUAUAACUGUCUUUUAUCUGCACAUACAGCAAAUACGUACAUUGUGAACAAUGUCUGCAAGCCACGCAAAGGACUCCAGCUUUUUGGGAGGCAGGAUACCACCGGAAAUCGAAUCAAUGUCGAAAAACCUGAAGGAUGUGGACCAAGAGAUGUUCAGAAAAAUACUCAAAGCGGUGGUCAGUGCCCUGGAGGGGAAGGACUGCAGGGAGGUGAUGAAGUCGAUAGCAGAGAGCAGUACCAUCCCUCAGGAGAGGCUCAGUUACAUCGUGGCUGGGAUGUACAGAGUUCUGUCCGAGGCCAUCCGCAUCCCCACGCUAAAACAGGAGGCCUUCAAAGAAGAUCUCAGAGAACUGAGGGUACCUGAAGACUUUAUCACAGAUUUCUCCAGUGUUGUUUUUGGAAGUCGGCGUGCAGCUCUAGAGGCAGCAACUUCCCAAAGGGAUCCACACCUCCCGACAUUAGAAGACUUUAAAUGGAGGGUGGAUGUGGCCAUUUCUACAAGCUCGUUAGCGAGGUCCCUGCAGCCUUCUGUUCUAAUGCAGAUGAAACUGUCAGACGGGAGCUUUCACCGUUUUGAGGUGCCUGUGUCUAAAUUCCAGGAGCUCCGGUACAACGUGGCUCUGAUCCUCAAAGAGAUGAACGAUCUGGAGAAGAGGAGCAUCCUCCAAAUCCAGGAUUGAUCCAUGGCGCGGCUCAUUUUUAAGACUUUCAAUCAUGAUCGAAUGAAUGACGCUGAUGAUCUGCUUGUCAUGAUGUCAUAAUAUCAAGAUGUUGGCAUCCAACAUAUUUGGCUGUUUUGACAGAGUGCAAAAUGAUAAGAAUAACUACCUAAUGACCACACGGAAGACAAAAAGACUCAAGACUGUCGCAGUCUAUUUUUUAAAAACAAAUCUAUAGAAUCGAACCGUCUCACUCUUUCUGUUGCUGUGUUAUAAACUGUACAUAUUAGUAUUAUUCAUUUAAGUGGUUGUUUUGAGACAGCUGCGAGGCCUCCGCUGUGCCAAAAUAAAAAUCCAGUCAAUUGAGCAUGCAGUCUCUUAAUAAGUGGCCACUGGUGUCAUGUGAUCUGGUGAGUUUGGGCCUGAACAUUUUGUUCACAUGCUUCUGAAACACGAGGAUGUGUGGGUCAAAGAAUAAACUAGGCUUUUUUUUUUUUCCUUUGCCUAUGUUUAUACAUGUAACUCAAACCAGUGACAGUACAAUUCACUCAUCUUUUGGGAUGUAGCACUACUGUAAAACAGGUAAAAUGACGAUUUUUGAUGUGUUUUCUAUAAUGACGUCAAGAAUGUUUACCUCUUGAACCACAUUCCCUAAUAAAAUCUGCAGCUGAUUUGAUCAGA
Acanthopagrus latus (yellowfin seabream) is the source of this 1427-nucleotide messenger RNA. RefSeq names its product COMM domain containing 5 (gene commd5). Bases 138 to 767 code for a protein of 209 amino acids. NCBI's taxonomy places the organism in Eukaryota, Metazoa, Chordata, Actinopteri, Spariformes, Sparidae. The transcript is spliced from 7 exons. The record is from RefSeq and is a predicted model, not a curated record. Gene Ontology annotation, cellular component: nucleus.